Molecule: messenger RNA, 2199 nt
Organism: Leguminivora glycinivorella
Lineage: Eukaryota; Metazoa; Arthropoda; Insecta; Lepidoptera; Tortricidae
Gene: rswl
Product: mitochondrial ribonuclease P protein 1 homolog
Exons: 5
Coding region: 206-1444 (412 amino acids)
Biological process (GO): positive regulation of mitochondrial translation; mitochondrial tRNA 5'-end processing
Cellular component (GO): nucleus; mitochondrion; nucleoplasm
Molecular function (GO): tRNA binding
Source: RefSeq, a predicted model, not a curated record
AAGUAAAAAUCUAACCUUAAAAUGUUGACAGCUAGCUUUAAUUAGUUCGGUUAGCUAGUGUUUAUAUCUUUGAAAUUUUAUGAAUUUCUAUUAUAUUAGUUACAUUAUAAAAUUUAUAAAACAUAAGCACAUGGUAUCUAGUUAAAUGUGUCCUAAAAUAACGGAUAAAUAAUUAUAAAAUAGAAAACUUUAAGGGAUUUUUAAAAUGUACUGUAUAAGGUCAAUUUUUAAUCAUAUUCGACAACCUAUCCGGCAACUGCAUCCUAAAAAUGUUAUUCACAUCAAGCAAACAUUCUUCCGACCAGCUAGUCAAUUAUCACAGCAGGCAGAUGACUACUCUGAAGAUAUUAUUAACGAAAUAUGCAAAGGUGAUCAAGAGCUGGAAAAGAAAUUGCGCAUUCUCAUGUUAGAGGUAGAAGUCAUGCGACAAGACGGCCGCCAAGCUCCUGACCAGCUACGGGGCCACCACUGGAAACAUCUAAUGGAACUACCUAGUAGAAAUCAGAGAAACUCAUACCUUUUGUAUUUGUUUAAAACUGAAAGAGCAAAGGAAAACCAAAAAGCAAAAAAAGAAGCCCGGAGACAAGCAUUUUUGGAAUCAGAACCUGAAGACACUAGAGAAUUUCCAGAUGAUAUGGUGUAUGGUAUUCAACAUCAAUCACUGUUUUUACGUAUCCGGGACCAGUCCAUGAACAACUUUGACAACUACAGAGCUUUGCAAGCUAUAAUGCAUGGUCAAAAAGUAGUUAUAGAUUGCUCGUAUGAGAACAACAUGAUAUAUAGAGAGGCAGUAAAUGCUGCUAAACAAAUGACCUUUGUCUUUGGUGACAAUAGAAUUCAUAAAGACCCAUUCGAUGUGCACAUGUGUAAUGUGAAUUUAAAAGGACACUUUUAUAAACAACUGGUGAAGAAUAUUCCUUCUAUUGAAGAGCCAUGGAUACCUCUGAAUAUCCAUACUGAGAGUUAUUUGAAUGUGUUCCCAAAAGAGAAAUUAGUCUACCUCACCCCACAUUGCAGAAAUGAACUAACGGAGUAUGAUCAUGAUGCUAUUUACAUCAUUGGCUGUAUGGUCGAUAAGGUAAAUAAUGAGCCCCUCUCCCUGGCUAAAGCCAAGAGAGAUGGAAUUAAAAUGGCAAAAUUACCUCUUGACAGAUAUCUCGAAUGGGCUCCAGGUUCUAAAAAGAACCUGAACAUAAACCACAUGGUACCAAUACUGCUAGAUCUAAAAACAACAGGAGACUGGGAGUAUGCAUUAAGACAUGUUCCAAGAAGAAAACUUAUGGAGACUAAAGUGUUAGCCAUGGAAAACAAGUUGAAACGUACCCCAGGACUGCGCAAACAUGUGUUCCAGAAUUUAAAACUACAUUCUGAAGAGCUUACACAAUCUUAUAGUGAGAAGAGAAGAAGAUCAAAAAAGUCAUUGUAUGAUAAUGACAGUAUAUAAUUGUAUGAAUAAUUAGAAAGUAUACCUUUUGUUUUAAUUCAGUAAAACUUAAUUUCAGAAAACAAAAUCUAUGCAAGGGUCAUACAAGAGUAGGUCAGUGUAAAAUAAAACAGUAUUUCGAGUCUAUGUGCCAUAUAUGUUUAAUUUUGUACACAGCAUUAAAGAUUUCAUAACUAUAUUUAGGUUUAAACUAUUUACAGUCUGAUGUUGAUCAGUGAUCACUGAAGUAUAAGAUUGUGAUAGACACUUAAUAUUAUUGAAUCAAUACAAAUAUUGACCAUUCUUAUACAAUCUAUUGCACAUAUAGAUUCUCAAAAAGAUUACAUGCUAAGCAUGCAUGCAUUUCCGUGUUUUACAUUUAAAGUAAUAACUAGUCCAUUGAAGUAAUAAAAAAGUAAGUCUAAAUUAGUCUACAAAAGUAGAAAUAUACACAUAACAUACUCUCUACAUAACCACUACACAGUAGAUGGACUCUCUAUGCACUCGCAGGCGGAUUAAACCAUAAUCAUUUAUACAUUCCUUUCUCUACAAGUACAGAAUAAGUAAAUUACUUGCUGCAAUUAUACAACACUAUUUAUAAAUAAUCUUGUACUACAUCCUACUAUAAAACAAUCAGCUUUAAAACUACACCAAUGGCAGAAGACAAUGUUUAAACGUGUUCAUUAUAGUUAUCUAUAGAUCAUAGCAAUAUCUUUUACAGUUCAUUAAAUCAGACUAAACUUCACUGUGAAUUAACAAUUUCAAUCUCGAAAUAU